Molecule: messenger RNA, 879 nt
Organism: Cryptotermes secundus
Lineage: Eukaryota; Metazoa; Arthropoda; Insecta; Blattodea; Kalotermitidae
Gene: TpnC25D
Product: troponin C
Exons: 6
Coding region: 84-536 (150 amino acids)
Molecular function (GO): calcium ion binding; enzyme regulator activity
Source: RefSeq, a predicted model, not a curated record
UGGAAGGUAUAAAGUAGCACGCGGAGCUGGGAGUAAUCUCGGUGUCUGGCUUACCUAGUUCGCAGUCUACAGCUGCUGCAGCCAUGGAUGAUGAUGACCAGAAAAUGCAGAUCAUGCGGAAAGCAUUCCAAAUGUUUGACACAACCAAGAGCGGUUUCAUAGAGACGCUUAAGAUCAGCACAAUCCUUAACACCAUGGGACAACUGUUCGACGAUGCGGAGUUGCAGAACCUCAUCGACGAGACGGACCCUGAAGCUUCGGGAAAAGUCAACUUCGACGGUUUCUGCCGUAUCGCGGCGCACUUCCUUGAGGAAGAGGACUCAGAGGCCAUGCAGGAAGAACUGAAAGAGGCGUUCCGUCUGUACGACAGGGAAGGUAACGGAUACAUCACCACCCAAACCCUGCGGGAAAUUCUGGCAGCCCUGGACGACAAGCUUGGGCCCGAAGAUCUGGACGGCAUCAUUGCAGAAAUCGAUACUGACGGCUCUGGAACCGUAGAUUUCGACGAGUUCAUGGAGAUGAUGACCGGAGAAUGAGAGGGCCAACUGUUACGUCACUUCAAUUCAGUGUUUUAGAAGACUCUGAAGACAGGAUUACAGGACCACAGUCUGCUUCCAGGAUUCCAAACUUUCGUUCCAUAUUUUUGGCUAGAAAUAUUAUUUAAUCUCUCACCUUUAUCUUUAUGUAAUUAAAUAAAACUUCCAAACUGGGAUCGGAGAGACAUCUGUCGUCAAGCACAUGCAUCACCACGUAGCAUGAAACUAGAGCAGAGGAAACAGAAUGGAAAAGAUGUACGCUUACAAACACAAAAGUCACUAAUUGUACGUGUGUGUAUAUUACAUUCACAAUAAAAAUGUCUCGCUAAAUACGAAAAAGAAA